AUGAUCUAUGGGGAUGAGGAAGAUGAUUUAGCAGGGUUCACGGAUGAUCUCACCAUGGAAAGAAAUAUAAUGGGCUCCCUUUCUAUUAAAACCGAAAAUUUUAAGGUUCUCACUGUUAAGCUCGAACAAUAUGAGAAACAGAUCCAGGAUCUGAUCACUGAGAAGCUGAGACCAGUGUUCGCUAUACUACAUCGCUUGGAGGGUGUUCCGGAACCUUCCAUUAUUCUGAAACAAGGUGGAGAUCAACCGAAGAAGACUUCAACAACUUCAGCAAAGCCAACCACUUCAGUCAAGCCAAGUAUUAAAGUCGAAUCUGAGCGUAAAGGCAAAGACAAACUUUUUUCUAAGGAGCCAAUAGUUGAUAACAGCGAUGAAGAAGAGCUUGAUGAAGAAUAA
Lactuca saligna is the source of this 396-nucleotide messenger RNA. The record is from the annotation of a GenBank genome assembly. Lineage: Eukaryota; Viridiplantae; Streptophyta; Magnoliopsida; Asterales; Asteraceae.